Moesziomyces aphidis is the source of this 5268-nucleotide messenger RNA. NCBI's taxonomy places the organism in Eukaryota, Fungi, Basidiomycota, Ustilaginomycetes, Ustilaginales, Ustilaginaceae. The record is from the annotation of a GenBank genome assembly.
AUGACCGAGUGUGCCGAAGCAGGGUCUCGCUCCGCUCAGCAGGGUUCCGCCCUGGCAAACCCAGCGACCGGCGCCGCCUCCGAGUUCCGCUCCACUGCCCCUGCAACCACCAACCCUGUAUUCCGCCAGCCACCUUCAGGCACGGCACCAGCGCCCUCCGCAGCCAACUUGCCUCGGAACCUUCCGAUGCCUCUGGAUGCGCGUUGCGUCUCGACCGCCUCCUCCAACCAUCCGGCGCUUGACCGUUUCGGCAUCUCUCCGAGCCUUGCCUUUGUUCUCACGAUUCCCGGCAUAUCGUCGUCACAAGGCGAGAAUAACGGCGGCAUGACCACAUCGGCACAGCCGUCUCACGCGCCCAGCGGCCAAUCUUCGGCAGCGAUCGCAACGCCGCGCAAGGAUGAGCGCGAGUCGUCGUUAGCCUCGGAUGUCUCGCUCCAACGCACGCGUUCGUCGGAUGCGCCGAGCCUGUCGUCCUCUGCCAUCCGAUGGAAUCAGUUCGGCGCGCUGACAAGGAAGAACUGGAUCGUCUUACGCUCGUAUUGGCUGGUCAACCUGCUGCGAUGCCUCAUCAUCCCCAUCGCCUACUACGUCUUCCUCGGCGAGGCCAAGAACUUCUUCAACACCACCAACGAUCUCGGCCUCGGACAGCCCGUGCCGGUGCGUCGUCUUUCGGACGGCCUCCGGAACCCCAUCUACUGGCUCGAUUCGCGCACCCAGACCGCCGACUCGCGCUUCUCCGCCCAGCAGGUUAUCGAUGUCGUGCUCGACUCGUUGCGGCCAGAACAACGCUCGCUCGUCAGGCGCGUCGACAGCGACUCGGACCUCGGUCUGGCGUGUCCGCAGGCAUUCAACGGCCUCAGCUCCUGCUUUGGCGCCGUCGAAUUCUCCAACAUCUCCGCCCAGGGCAGCGUCGCCUACACUUUGCGUCUCGACCCGGGCCUCAACCGCGUCAAGGUGAGCACCAACAGCGGCGAUGCCGAGAGGCGCACCCUACCGCUCCAAUUCGCCAUCGACGCCGCCAUCCUCCAGCUCAACGGCGCACCCGCCUCAGCCUACGCACAGCCGCCGCUCGAACAGCCGUAUUCGCAGCAGACUAACGCACAACAGGCAGAGAGCCAACGCAGAGGCUUCCUCGGCGGCGUCGGUCAGCUCACCGUGCUCGCCUUCUUCAUCGGCAUGCUUGGCGUCGUCUGGCAUCUGCCUUCGUCCGUCUCUGAGGAGAGGGGCUCCGGCAUGACCGCCCUGCUCACCACAAUGGGCUGCGGCCAGCUUCCGCGUCUUCUCUCUUGGCUUUGCGGACCCGGUGCCUCUUACCUCCCGGCCUGGUUCGUCAUGGGCGGAACACUCUCGGCGACGCUCUGGACGACGAGCAACAAGGCUCUCUGUAUUUUUGCCCACGUCCUCCCCGGCCUUGCCAUGGCAAGCUGGUCGCUUUUCGUCGCCACCUUCUUUGCGCGUGCCAACGUCUCGAGUAUUAUCACCACCGCUCUCGCCAUCCUCUUCGCCAUCGUAGCGCUCAUCACCAAGCACAUUGGCGAGGGAGGCGGCAUCGUCAUCGGCCUCCUCUUCCCUUCCGCCUCGUUCGUGUACGAAUUCAUCGCCAUCUCGGCCUAUGAGCACGAAGGUCUGCCAGCCGACGUCACUGCAUCGCGCGACGGCAUCAACAAGGGUCCCUCGAUCCUUGGUCAGAUCAUCGUUCAGGUCAUCGGCAUCUUCCUCUUCCCCGCUCUCACCAUCUUGCUUGAACGCAAGCUCUUCUUCUCUGAGCCCUUCUUCCAGUGGCUCUUCCGACGUCAUCGAUCUCAACCGUCCGUCCCGCACCAGAACGGCUCCGACCUGUCCGAAAAAGGCACGUCGACAAGCAGUGCCACACCGGCGCUCAAGAUCACGGACCUUACCAAGAAGUAUGGCAAAAAGGAUAGCAGCCUCGCCGUCGACGGCCUUGACCUUGAAGUCGCACGUGGAAGCAUCACGUGCCUGUUGGGAUCCAACGGAUCAGGCAAGUCGACGACGAUUGGCAUCGUUGGUGGCAACAUCAGAAAGACGUCCGGCGAAGUCUACAUCGACGGAUACGAGCGUGGAGCCGCUCCGCCUGGCGUCAUUGGUGUCUGCCCCCAGAAGGACGUCCUGUACAACCAGCUCACCUGCUUGCAGCACGUCGAGCUCUUCCGCGCCAUCAAGCACCGCCGCGGCUCUAAAGACGACCCCGAAGACCUGCUCACGCGAUGCGAGCUUGCACACAAGCUCAAGAGCAAGCCCUUCGAGCUCUCGGGCGGUCAAAAGCGCCGAUUGCAGACCGCCGCCGCGCUCGUGGGUCAAUCGACCUUCCUGAUGUUCGACGAGGCCACGUCAGGCCUCGACCCGCUUUCACGCCGUGCGAUCUGGAAGAUCCUGCUCAACGAACGAGGCAAGCGCUCCAUUCUGCUCACCAGCCACUUCCUCGACGAGGCGGACCUGCUGGGUGACCACAUCGUCAUCCUCGCGGCUCCGGGCAAAAAGCUCUGCGAAGGAACGCCCAUCGAGCUCAAGACCUCCUACGGCCAGGGAACCACCAUCCACGUUUCGCCAAGGGGCCGCCAAGUACUCCCGCUGCUCGACGAGGUGGCUCCUGGCACCAGACCCAUUGCGUCGAUCGAACCUGAACAGGACUCGUUCUUGCUCCCUUCAACAGACCAGGCUCUUGUGGCCAAGGUCCUGGAAGCUAUUGAAUCGCGCAAGGAGGCGCUGGGCGUAGAAGGAUACGAUGUGGCCGGACCGUCGCUCGAGAGUGUCUUCCUGACGCUCAACUCUGAGCAUGCACGCCUCAACGGACGCCAGGAAGAGGUCGACGAGAUGGAAGGCAACGUCGGCCACUGGAGCCGCGUCGAUGCCGGCGCUCAAUCCGGACUGUCCGACGGCUCGGUCUCGAGCAUUCUGACUUUGACCUUGGCGCAGUUUUCGAAGCGCAUGGUGCUUUACCGUCGAAUCUACCUGCCGGCCAUCUUUGCGAUCCUCGUUGCAGUCCUCGGCUCAAUCGUGCCCCUCGCCUUCUUCUCGGACCGCGAUCCAUCGUGCACGCGAGGCUUUGCGGAUCGUGAAUUGAGCUUCCGUGCAACGUUUUGGGGCAACGCAUCGGCAGCUACCGAGUUGCUCUACGCCGCGCCCGAGGCGAACGCGCAAACAGUCUUUGGCAACGGCUUCGACCUCGAAUCGAUCGCGUUCGAUCGCGUGCCGAUCGAACAAUACAAUGCGACCAUCGCGCGCCUGUGGAACGAGAACCAGCGUGGACUUGGCGGGAUCGCGCUGCCGGGAACUGCCGGUGCCGUCAACCAGUUCUCGUAUCUCGCCGACGAAGGCCCGGAAACGCCCAUCGCCGCACUCAAUCUUGUCAGCAACGCCGGCCUUGCGAGUGUUCGAAGCACCACCAACAGCGCCGAUGGCUCGCCCACCAUCACAUCUUCAUACCGCCCGCUCAGCAAUCUGAGCCUGGGCAAUGGACUGGGCUCCUCGCUCAAGUGGGCUGUAGUGUUUGGCUUGGUGCAGGCGGUGUGGCCCGCGUUCGCGGCGCUGUAUCCGUCUGCAGAACGCAACAAUCGCGUCAAAGCAAUGGCUCUCACCAACGGCAUGCGCGCUAUCCCGCUCUGGCUUGGCCAUUUACUGGCUGAACUGCCGGUCAUCAUCAUCAGCACGGUGCCCGUGGCGUUGGUGUACGCGUUUGCAUCAUCCCAAUUUGCGGGCGAGGGCGUCUUUUGGGUCGUGCUCUUCCUGCACGGCGUCUCGUCGACGCUGCAGAGCUUUGUUGUGUCGCUGUACGCGCCCAACCAACUGGCAGCAUUCGCCAUUGUUGCGGCGUGGAACGUGCUCGCGUUCCUCAUCUACUUUGCGACGACUAUGCUGACGGUGACCUACUACGUGGGCAACGGGCUGGCAGGCGCUCUGGAUGCAGCCUACUAUGUCGAGGCGAUUCUUGCUCCGAGCGUCAGUAUGACUCGGGCAGGCUUCGUAUCGGUCAACCUGUUCAACCUGUUGUGCAACGGGCGCGGCGGGUACAAGAGCGGCGGUAUUGGAGCCAUCGACUUGCUCGGCGCACCAAUCGUGUACACCAUCGCCUGGGCGCUGGUGUGCUUCGCCAUCCUGAUCGCGCACGAUUCGGGAGUAUCGCUCUGGCCAUCGUGGCUUGGCUUUGCGCGUCGCUCUCGCCGCGGCAAGAGGAACGUGCACGAAGAAGGCAAGGUUCAGCCGACGGGCCAGGGCGUGCGCGAGGAGGCUCUGCGUCUGGACUCGCCCGAAUGCGAUGAUGUGCUGCAGGCCAAGCACCUCGACAAGUCGUACGGAAAGCUGCUCGCCGUCGACGACGUGUCGAUCGGCGUGCGACGUGAGGAGACCGUGGCGCUGCUCGGCAUCAACGGCGGCGGCAAGACCACGACGCACGCGCUCAUCCGCGGCGAACUCGUUCCGGACUCGGGCAGCGUGGUGAUCGCUGGAAUCAGCGUGGCGCAGCAGCGCACGCUGGCGCGCUCGCACAUUGCGUCGGUGCCUCAGUUUGACGGCCUCGACCCGCUGCUAACGGUGGAAGAGCAUCUGCGCACGUACGCGCGCAUCAAGGGCGUCGAGAAGCGUCUACGCCGCGACAAUGUGGCAGCUGUGAUGCACCUUACCAACCUCUCGCAGUACGCCGACCGACGCGCCGGCGCUCUGUCUGGCGGCAACAUGCGCAAGCUCUCGCUGGCGAUUGCGCUGCUGGGCAAUCCGUCGGUGCUACUGCUGGACGAGCUGUCUUCGGGCGUGGAUUCGUGGACCAAGCGCGGGCUGUGGCAGACGCUGCGCCGUGCGGGCAAGGGGCGCGCGACACUGCUCACGUCGCACAGCAUGGAGGAGGCGGCGGCGCUCGCCUCGCGCGUGGCGAUCCAGGCGUCGCGCAUCCUCGCCAUCGAUACGAUCGGCAAUCUGCGCAAGAGCCAGCCCGCGUACGAGCUGCAGCUCGACCUGGCCCAGGAGCAUCGGGGCUCGCACGAGGCAUACGGCCGCGUGGAACGGCUCGUCAAGCAGCUCUUCCCGCACGCGACCUCAUCGGACGAGGCAAGUGCGCGCUUCGAGAUCCCGCUCGCAGAAGGGCAGUCGGUCUCUUCGCUCUUCCGCAAGCUCGAACAGGCGAGCCAGGAGCGCGAGCAGGCCGGUAUCGUCGGCUACCAGAUCUCGCCCGUGUCGCUCGAGUCGCUCUUCCUCCAGAUCGUGCGGCAGGCGCAGAGUGCCGCCGCCAGGGACGAGAUCGGCCGCCACCAGGGCUGA